Molecule: messenger RNA, 1953 nt
Organism: Cadophora gregata
Lineage: Eukaryota; Fungi; Ascomycota; Leotiomycetes; Helotiales; Ploettnerulaceae
Gene: NOT5
Product: general negative regulator of transcription subunit 5
Exons: 4
Coding region: 1-1953 (650 amino acids)
Biological process (GO): regulation of DNA-templated transcription; nuclear-transcribed mRNA poly(A) tail shortening
Cellular component (GO): CCR4-NOT core complex; P-body; nucleus
Source: RefSeq, a predicted model, not a curated record
AUGGCGGCACGAAAGCUCCAGCAGGAGAUCGAUAAAUGCUUCAAGAAGGUCGACGAAGGCGUGGCAGAAUUCGAUGCGAUCUACGAGAAGAUCGAGCAAUCAGGAAAUGCCGCCCAGAAGGACAAGCUGGAGGACAACCUCAAACGAGAGAUCAAGAAGCUGCAGAGGCUUCGCGACCAGAUCAAGACAUGGGCCGCAGGGAACGAGAUCAAGGACAAAGCUCCUCUGCUGGAUAAGCGGAAAUUGAUCGAGACUAAGAUGGAGAAUUUCAAGGCCGUGGAAAAAGCAAUGAAGACCAAGGCAUAUUCAAAAGAAGGCUUGUCUGCGGCAGCGAAACUGGAUCCCAAAGAACUGGCAAAGUCUGAAGCUUGCGAUUUCUUAAGCCAGUCGGUGGACGAACUAGAGCGCCAAAUAGAGACCCUGGAAGCAGAGGCUGAAUCGAUACAGGCAACAUUGAAGAAGGGUAAAGGGCAUUCGUCGAAAGCGGAGAGAAUUGCCACGAUCGAGGCGAUCACAGAAAAACAUAAAUGGCAUCAGGGGAGGCUAGAACUGAUAAAGCGGUCGUUAGAGAACGGCGGGGUGGAAACCAAGGAAGUCAAUGACUUGGAGGACAGUAUAAAGUACUAUCUCACCGACGGCAUGACUGAUGAUUACAUGGAUGAUGAGACCAUGUACGAUGACCUAAAUCUGCAAGAGGACGAGGAGAACUACGGUAUGAACAAUGAUAAUGACCGUGUAUCGUCGCAAGACACGCAGUCGAUACAGGACGAGACACCGGAACCUGAGGCGAGGGCGAAUGUACCGAGUGGAAAGUCAAAAUCUGUACCAGAGCCUGCUGUUGCUGCAGCAAGACGACCGUCAACACAGAUAAAGAGCCCCCUACCGGCACUGGCCACAUUACAUACGCCUUCGGCAGUCUCUAAUGGCACGAAUAAUCAUAUGAAACCUGCGGCAGUUCCGACAAGAGCACCUGGAGAGACAUUAAAAUAUGCUUCAGCAGCGGCAGCGGCAGCAGCGAGUGAUAAGAUGGGAAUUGCUCCAUUACCUCCGCCUCCCGAAGCCCUUCCUGCGCCGAGUACGUCGUCGAAUCAUCCACCAUUACCCUCACAUCGAAGACCAAGUGUUACGGCGUCUCCCACAGCAGUGUUCUCUCAACCCACCAGCGUUCAUCAAACACCGGUGACGAAGCCCAGUGUGCCAGCCACUUCCCAGGUAUCGGAUACACCUACAAGCGCGAAAUCGCCAGCACUAAGCUCAUCGAGUAUUCCUGCGACUUCACGACCAGCUCUGGAGCAACAGGAUAGCAGGCCUGGGGCAUCACGAGCCUCGUCUGGCAAAGCCCCAGCAGUGCCAGAGACCUCUGCUAGCUCAAAAGCUCCUGCUCAACAUACCAACGGUAUCACAAACGGCACCAAGAGUGCCCCAAUCGAGGAUCAGGAUGAGUCAAUCUUCCAUUUGCCGUCAGGACUGGAAGACUUAUUACAGUCAUUUGAAGGGAAUGCACGCCGGUCUACCCUCCCACCGUCCCAAUCAUCUCAAAGGAUGCUUUCGGCGUCUCUCAACAAUUUCCCAGAAACCAUGGACGGACUGCCUCCGAGAAACUACAAGCCAAAGAAUCCGAUCAGAACCCCGUCGUACUAUCCUCAAGAGCUGAAUUCAUGCUUUGAUGAUGCUCGCUUGUACUCCCGUAUUGAUCCAGAUACACUAUUCUAUGUCUUUUACUAUAAGCAAGAGACGUAUCAACAAUAUCUUGCCGCCAAAGCACUGAAGGAUCAAAGUUGGCGCUUCCAUAAGCAGUAUCAAACAUGGUUCCAGAGACAUGAAGAGCCAAAGACAAUCACAGAGGAGUUUGAGCAGGGAACAUAUCGUUUCUUUGACUAUGAGAGCACGUGGAUGAACCGUAGGAAAGCAGACUUUAAAUUUGCGUACAAAUUUUUGGAGGACGAUGUAUGA